Brachypodium distachyon (stiff brome) is the source of this 3174-nucleotide messenger RNA. RefSeq lists its product as uncharacterized. Lineage: Eukaryota; Viridiplantae; Streptophyta; Magnoliopsida; Poales; Poaceae. The record is from RefSeq and is a predicted model, not a curated record. Gene Ontology annotation, molecular function: calmodulin binding. Bases 388 to 2943 code for a protein of 851 amino acids. The transcript is spliced from 3 exons.
GCAUUCUCUCUCCUUUUUUAGUUGUUGCGCGCACGUCUUCCUUCCUCCAGAAGAAGAAGAGAAGGGAAGGCUGGCUCUGGCAGUCUGGCUGCCUGCCCAGCCCAAGUGCUCCCAGCUAGUACUACCUGCGUCGCCACCAUCGCCACCUCUUCUCCGCCUUCCUCGUCCACCGCCGCCUCUGCUUCGGCCGCCUUCGCAGCGGGGAGGAGCCUCCGAUCGGGGCCUCCGUCUCCCCAAAGGCCACUUCUUCAUUGUGGAAAUUGUUGUUGGAGGAGCGAACAGCCAAGUUGUGGAUAUCUUCUUUCAGGAGCAGUCUAGAUAUUCUCCAAUUCAGAAGGAAGAACACUGAGCUGAGACAAGCACUAUCCCAUCUACCAGGAGGCCUCAAUGUCCAAAGAUUUGGAAAGAAGAAAUACAGUUGGUAGCACCACUCCUACGAGCUUAGCUUCACCUUCAGAUCCUUCAAGAAAGGACGAGAAGACGAUACCACGUUAUCUAAGAGCUUCCACUGGCUCAUGCCAUGAUUUAUGCAAGUUUGGUCACAAGAAUCCUUCUGAAGAAAAGCUGAAGCUUUCAGGAGGGAGAAGAAAGAAAGUUCCAGCUCAUCUAAAUAAUUUUGCGCUGCACGGAUCAGUUAUCUUGGAUACACCCAAGGAUGCGAGGAACAGAAAUAUUUCACUUGCUAAGUCAAGUAUAUCACUGGGUGAGGCUGAUCGUAUUGCUCACAAGAUAAAAUUAGUAAAUUUGAGAAGUGCUGCAUCCUCUGAACACUUGGUUGCACGUACCACGUCAGCUGAUCAUAAGAACGCGAACUCCGAUGGCAGAAAGAAGCAACUAAUGGUUGCACCGAGGACGUCAGCUAAUCCAAGGUAUCCUGAUGGAGGCCCUAGUUUUGAUAAAAAAGAACGAAUGCCAGUCAAGGGGUCGAAAUUGGCUGAGAAGGCACUGCAGGAGAAAGCUAGAACUGUGGCAAAAGCCUCAACUGUCAAGCAAUCAUCGGUUAAGAGGCCAGCUUCAUUUCCCACUAAACUCAACAUGAUUAAGCAAAUGCCUGUGUCAUCUCAAUCUUCUAGUAAUCUAAUCUCUUCAAAAGAUAAAAAUAUCCUGAAGGGAAAGCUUACAUCUCCACUAACCUCUACUGUCAAGGGUACAAGCAAUAGUGGCAAAACAGGAAGAAAUCCUAUGAGGUCAAGCAAUGCAAAUACCAAUGGUAAGGAAGGCUCGGAUAUGUCAAGAACACCACUCGCUAUUGAAUCUGAGUUUACUGCUUCUAUUAAAAUACAAGAAGAUGAUGCGCAAGAUUCAUGUAUUACAGGCCAUACUGUGGAGUCAACUGUAGCAGAGCUAUUUCCAGAUGCUACAGAACAUGUAGAGAAAUCUCAAACAGUACCAGAAGAAACAAGUGGAUCUGAUUCAGAGGGUGGCUUGGAUGUGUCCCUAACAUCAUCCUCCAUAGAAUCUGAGUUGACCGCUUCUGUUGAAACACAAGAAGAUGAUGUGUUAGGUUCAUGUAUUACAGGCUAUAGAGCGGAGUCAGCACUGGCAGAGAUGUCUUCAGAUGACACAGAAUAUGUAGAUAGUCCUGGACUGGCACUAAAAGAAAGAAGCAUAUCUGUUUUGGAGGUUGAUGAGUUGGAAAGUAAUGAAAAUACUGAGAAGAGUGAAGCAUCGGCUGCUGAACUCUUGGAGAAAAGUAUCAUUGCUCUUGGAUUGGAGCGAUCAUUUGAUGACCAGGAACUAGAGACAGCACUCAGUAAAUCCGAUCUAGGACAUAUGCAAGCACAGCAGAGUUCUGAUAGUCGAGCUUCAACAGAUGAGGACGUUCAAACAGAGCAUACAGAUAUCUAUCAACUAUCUGAACAAUUAACUGCUGUGCAAAAUGCAGAUGUAUAUGAUUCUGUAUUAACUGAAGGUAGCUCCACUACUAAAGCUGAUGGAUUAAAAGUCAAUGCUAGUGUGGAGUCUGUAACUGAAAGUAGGGAGGACGUGGCAGCUCAUGAAGACCUUCAAGGAUCUCCAGAACUACGGGCACUUAAUGAAAAACAUGCUGAGGAUCCUGAGUCUUGCCUUGAUUGCACUUUAGGAAAUAUAGCUGAAAAUGUCAAGGCUUCUGAAGUUUUUGAGGUUGGGAAUAUUUAUAGUGCAUAUCACUCCCAAUCAAUUUUAGAAACUUCAUCAGAUGGUGAACUUAUGGAGGAACGAAAGUCUUUGCUGAUUGAACCAAGUGACUCUAAUGUACAAGCUAAUGAGUUAGCAAGUUUCAAUAAUGAUGGAACCUUUGAACAGGAUGUUCUGAAACCAAGGAUUGUUUUUCAACAGUCACCGGGAGAACUAUCAGAUGAUGAGUUUUAUGAAGAAUAUGAUUUUGAGCCAAGUGAAUCAGAUCAGUCUGAUGCAGGAGAAGGAUCAACAAGGAACCGAAAUAUGGAUGAAUCUCCAAAGGCCAGUGGCCAAAUGCCAAGAAGAAUCUCAGCACUUGACCUAGAUGAUGCUAGUGCCACACCUUACAAAUUGAAGUUUAAAAGGGGAAAAAUUGUAGAACUCAAAGCAGACAGUAAUGGCCCGAGAAGACUUAAAUUUAGAAGAAAGGCUGCAAAUGAAGUUGUAAAUGGUGAAGGCCAGCCAGCGACAAGGGUUUAUAAGAGGAAUAUAACAAAUAGUUUUGUUCGCAUUGAACCCGAUUUGGAAUCUCCUGGAGUGAAACUGAGGCAUCAAGGUACACAAGACAAGAAGGAUGCACAGGGGCUGUUCAACAAUGUAAUAGAAGAAACUGCAAGCAAGCUUGUGGGGUCUAGGAAAAGCAAGGUAAAGGCUUUGGUUGGUGCAUUUGAAACGGUAAUACUUCUCCAGGACGGCAAUCCCACACCAUCUACACCACAGGCAGGUAACUCAGCAUAUUCAGUUCACGGUAACGAGGAAAAGGCACCAGAGGAAGCAGUGUAGAUUACACACAUCUUAUUGAAUUUACCAAGUUUGCUGUUAUGUUUUGGACUCUCUUUUCCUUUUAUCAUUCAAAACUGGAGUUAAUGAAGAAUAUUUUGUAUAGUUUGUACAUUUCAUCUCUUUUAGAAGUAAAAUUUGCUCAAAAUGUUUAUAGAGUAUUAAAAUACCUCAAGGAGCUUCAUAAAAAGAGUGAUUUCACCUAUAUUUCAAUGUAAAUCAAUUGAGACACCA